CGUGCUUUGUGUGAGUGUUCCUGUCAUAGUUUUUUUGGUUGAUUUUUUUGUUUCUUCAUCCUGCUUGUACUUUAUGCGAUCUAUUGUUGUUGAUUGAAUUAGGUUCUUUAUCUGGACCACUUGGUUUUUGGCCCCCAAGAUCUGUUGCCAACUACGCUACCUCGGAUAUGUGUUUGGAAGCAAGGCAUGAUUAAAGAAUUUUCUGAGUUGGACUGUGUUCGCGGCCAUACUUUUGGCAAACGUUCUAUUUUGCCUUUCAAAUCUACUUGUUAUGCUCGCCGCCCUGGAGUUAGAACUCCUUCUCCUGUUUGUGAUGCCAGCGUUAUGAACUUCAAGAAUGAGCUACUGCAAAGAGUUCCAGGAACUUUCUCUCCACAGUUAUUGGAAGAUAUCACCGAUUUGUAUAAGAAGCAUGUUGCUGCUGCUCCAAAUGAGGUGUCACCUGUGUAUGCUCAAAGUAUUAUUGUUGAUAUCAUUGACUACUUUGGGCGCAAUUUUUGGGCACUGUCUGUUCGUGCUUUGGAGAGGCUGGUUUGGCCUCAUAAUGUUCAAGACUACCGCCUUGCUGUUGAUCAAGAUCGCAGCUUUGCAUUCAUCCUAUGCUUUGGGUGA
This is a messenger RNA of Panicum virgatum (switchgrass), 612 nucleotides long. RefSeq lists its product as uncharacterized. The record is from RefSeq and is a predicted model, not a curated record. Bases 187 to 612 code for a protein of 141 amino acids. The transcript has 3 exons. Lineage: Eukaryota; Viridiplantae; Streptophyta; Magnoliopsida; Poales; Poaceae.